Molecule: messenger RNA, 609 nt
Organism: Arachis ipaensis
Lineage: Eukaryota; Viridiplantae; Streptophyta; Magnoliopsida; Fabales; Fabaceae
Product: glycolipid transfer protein 1-like
Biological process (GO): intermembrane lipid transfer; ceramide transport
Cellular component (GO): membrane; cytosol; cytoplasm
Molecular function (GO): ceramide 1-phosphate transfer activity; ceramide 1-phosphate binding
Source: RefSeq, a predicted model, not a curated record
AUGGUGGAAGGACAGAUAUUUCGGGUGCCUUUGGAGGAAUUGGCUAAUGUUAAAUCUAAAGAGGGAAAGAUACUCACUAAACCCUUCUUGAAUGUAUGCAAGAGUGUCUUACCGGUUUUAGACAUGUUAGGGGGAGCAUUUUCAUUUGUAAAAUCUGAUGUUGGUGGUAACAUAUUGAGAUUGGAGUCUAGGUAUGAGUCCAACCCUUGUGAAUACAAACUUCUAUACAGAGUAGUGGAGAAAGAAAUUGAAGAUAAAACACACAAGUCUUCAUCAAGCUGCACUAAUGCCCUACUAUGGUUGACAAGGGGAAUGGAUUACAGUGUAAAAAUGUUCAGCAACUUAGAGGAACAUAAGAAUUGGAGCAUGCAAGAAGCUUGCAAUGAUUCAUACAACAAGACACUCAAAAGCUGGCAUGGCUGGUUAGCUAUUAAGACUUUCCAUGUUGCAAUGAAGCUUCUUCCAGAUAGAGAAAAAUUUAUGCAAGUGCUUUGUUGCGGAGGAGAAUUUGGACCUGAAAUGAAAAAAUUUUGUACCGAUUUCUCUUCAGUGCUUGAAGAGAAUCACAAAUUUCUGGCUAGUAUUGGAAUGGAUAAUUUAAAAGCUUAA